Molecule: messenger RNA, 1052 nt
Organism: Cuscuta campestris
Lineage: Eukaryota; Viridiplantae; Streptophyta; Magnoliopsida; Solanales; Convolvulaceae
Source: the annotation of a GenBank genome assembly
ACCGUUGAGUCUGCUUGUCUCCAUUUGAUAAAUUUGGGGUCAUCAGAUUUGAGAGGUGUGGCAGUGAUGUGCUUGAGCCGCCCUCUCCCAUCCAACGCCAGACUCAUUUUGCGCGCCCAAAUGGCGUAGUUCCUAUCGUUGAGCUUUUCCGCCAUAUUUAAUGGCUGAUUGGAAGAGCUCUCGAUAGGUUCGGCCUUGGGUGCCAAAUUCUGAAAAUUUUGAAGAAUUUCCAGAAUUUGUGCAAGAUUGAUCGGCUGAUUUUUCGGGUCAGAUUCCUCUGUGUUUAUGGAACUGCCCGUUUGAGGAGUUUUAUCGGACAUUUUUUUUAUGGUAUAUGAUGAAUGCUGCGUUUCAUUCAAUUGUUUGAUCGAAUACAUCACAGCAUAAUAUUCAUCUUCAUUUGAAUACAUCACACUUGGUGUCUAUAAAUAUUACAAAUUACAUAAAGAGGACAACUAAGGAAGCGAUCCCAUACGCCCACUGGUCAAUGCCGGGGCAGCAAACGUGGUUCGUCGUCCUCUACGCCUUCACCUUCUUCUUCGCCAACUUCGGGCCCAACGCCACUACCUUCGUGGUGCCGGCGGAGAUCUUCCUGGCCAGACUGCGGUCCACCUGCCACGGAAUAUCGGCGGCUUCCGGGAAAUUGGGCGCAAUCGUGGGGUCCUUCGGGUUCCCGUACCUGGCUCAGCCUCGGGACAAGUCCAUGGCGGACGCCGGGUACCCCGCAAGAGUCGGGGUGAGGAAUUCGCUCAUCGUCUUGGCGGUCGUCAACUUUCUGGGCAUUGUGUUCACUCUGCUGGUUCCGGAAUCAAAGGGGAAAUCUUUGGAGGAACUGUCAAGAGACAACCAAGAAACAGCAGCUUCUCUCGAGGAAGAAGAGAAGUAGAAGAAGAAUGCAGUGACGACAGUCUAAUUGGAUUUGUUCUAAAACCAGUUCUAUCUCUUACAUUAGAGAGAACUUUAUUAUCCCCUUUAUUGUUGUUCUAUUCAUCAUUUUCUAGCUAUUUGUUUUACUAUUGGUACUUGGUAGCCUAGAUGAUAGUUAGUUGGAU